Molecule: messenger RNA, 1182 nt
Organism: Solea solea (common sole)
Lineage: Eukaryota; Metazoa; Chordata; Actinopteri; Pleuronectiformes; Soleidae
Product: group XIIB secretory phospholipase A2-like protein
Exons: 4
Coding region: 110-769 (219 amino acids)
Biological process (GO): triglyceride homeostasis; phospholipid metabolic process; lipid catabolic process
Cellular component (GO): extracellular region
Molecular function (GO): calcium ion binding; A2-type glycerophospholipase activity
Source: RefSeq, a predicted model, not a curated record
AUGUGAAGCUGUUCCUGUGCCUGGCUCAAAGUUCAGGUCACUCAGAGUUUCACUGUUGUCCGUGCGUGUCUGUGUUUCCAGUGUUCACACUGACCUGCUGAGCUCCAGGAUGACCCGUCACUGGCCUCUGCUCGCUCCUCUGCUGCUCCUGCUGGGGCUGUUCACCAUCUGCGCUGUCGGUCAGGAGGCCGGGGACUCUGCUGCACCUCCACCUCCACCUCCAUCAUCAUCAUCAUCAGGCCAGGCUUCUGACGGAGCGCAGACGCAGGACGACGAUGAGGAAUGGGGAAUGGGCUCAAUCAGAGGCAGCUUUGAGGCUGUCGGCAGCUACUUUGACUCUAUGCUGGAGUUCAUGGGUGGACGUGAUGGAGUGUGUCAGUACCGCUGUAGAUAUGGUAAAGCUCCUGUCCCUCGUCUUGGAUACCAGAUGCCUGAACCUGAUGGAUGCACCUCCUACUUCUUUGGACUUCCUGUUCCAGAAGGGAUGGACAUGGGAAUCCCUGCGAUGACCAAGUGUUGCAAUCAGCUGGACAUGUGUUACGACACCUGCGGCUCCAACAAGUACCGCUGCGACUCCAAGUUCCGCUGGUGCCUCCACAGCAUCUGCUCCGACCUCAAGAAGAGCCUAGGCUUCGUGUCAAAGGUCGAAGCGUGCGAAACUGUCGCCGACACCUUGUUCAACACAGUGUGGACUCUGGGCUGCAGGCCGUACAUGAACAGCCAGCGGUCAGCGUGCUACUGUCAAGGAGAGGAGAAAGAUGAACUUUAAAUGACAUUCAAACACACACACACACACACACACACACACUUUCCUGUUAACUACAGGAGUUCAGAGGAGACUCCUGUGUGAAUACGUGGGCUUGUUGUGGUUUUGUUUCACUGUGCAAUUGUGUCACUGUUUAAAGGUUCAGUCGCACACUUGCGUUGUGUAUCUGCUGACUCUGUAGAAUAACUGCUGCAUUCCAUUUACAUUGGAAGUUGGAGGUCGGAACUGGGAGUGACGUCAGCUUCAAGUCGACUGCAUUCCACUGAGAAGUUACUUUAAGAGGUGAAGCUACGACUGACGACAGAGCAACCACACAACUCCAAACAUGAGGAUUCCAGAGUGGCUGCCACUGUACAAACACUUUCUUUUCACAGUAACUCAAGUCUUUUGAACCGUAAACAUGUUUCUAUAUUGUG